GAAAUUUACCGAGACUUUACGAGCUCCUCCGAUCGUACUUCCGAAGUUUAGCGAAUAUGACGUCACCUCCCGAUUCCGUCAUUUCCGACUCGGUCCGACUGUGAGCACCAAUUUUAGCAGUCUACCUGUUUUGACUGAGGAGGGAGGGCACGAAAUUUGACGCUACGAUGACUUAGACCGCCGGUAAGUCAGCCUUCCUUCCUCCGGCCACAGUAGCCACACAGUUGGGCCGUUCGCUUCGGUGACGGGCCGGCGCGCCGAGUUUGUACAGGAGACGAAGCCAUGCCGCGUAAGAAGCGAGGGGGCUGCUGCAGCUGCCUGGGGCGUAAUGAUGAGGCGCCAGAGAUCACGUACGCGCUGGACAACGGGAUCGCGCUCCACCCCGUGGAGAUGGCCAUCCCGCCCAUGCCGCCACCCGAGGAGCUCAAUGCCAAGUUCAACGAGCUGGUGGAUGAACUGGACCUCACAGCCCCGUACCGACAGAAUAUGCUCAAUCUGCCGCCCGAGAAGAAAUGGCAACUGUACUGCAGCAAGAAAAGGGAGCAAGAUGACCCCACCUCCACCAGCUGGCCUGACUACUACAUCGACCGGCUCAACGCCAUGGCAAAGUGGCCCUUGGCAGCUGCGCUUGUGUUCGCCCACGAUGAUGAUGAGGUGACAGUACGAGCAAACCUGGCCGACAGCCUCAAAACAGCCCUCAGGACACAGCCCAUGAGGUUUGUGCACAGGUUUAUCGAGCUGGACGGGCUGUCGUGCCUGCUGAACUUCCUGCAGAGCAUGGACUACGAGACGUCGGAGAGCAGAAUUCACACCUCCAUCAUCGGCUGCAUCAAGGCUCUCAUGAACAACUCACAUGGCAGGUCCCAUGUGCUUGGCCACCACAGCAGCAUCAACAUCAUCGCGCAGAGCCUGAGCUGCGAGAACAUCAAGACGAAGAUCGCAGUGUUGGAGAUCCUGGGCGCGGUGUGCCUGGUGGAGGGGGGGCACAAGAAGGUGCUGGAGGCCAUGCUGCACUACCAGAACUACUCCGCUGAGAGGACAAGAUUUCAGUCCCUCUUCCAUGACUUGCCGCUGUUUCACCGACGCUCAAGGCUGGGACCGAGAGAGUCGCUGAUCCACGACCUGGACCGAAGUACGGGGGUGUACCGGGAGGAGGUCAACCUGAAAACAGCCAUCAUGUCCUUCAUUAACGCCAUGCUCAGAUAUGGUGCUGGUGAGGAGAGCCUGGAAUUCAGGGUCCACUUGCGCUACGAAUUUCUGAUGCUGGGCAUCCAACCCAUCAUAGACAAGCUACGGACUCAUGAAAAUGCAAUCUUAGAUAGGCAUAUAGACUUCUUUGAACUGAUCAGAACUGAGGAUGAACAGGAACUUGCAAAGAGAUUUGAUGUGGUCCAUGUGGACUCACGCAGUGCCGGCAGCAUGUUCGACCUGCUGAAGAAGAAGCUGAACCACACGGCGGCGUAUCCUCACUUCCUGUCACUCCUCCAACACCUGCUCCUCCUGCCACUGGACAGGCAUGGCAGUCCGGAGUACUGGGAGCUGGUGGACCGCAUCCUGCAGCAGAUCGUGGUGCAGGAGAACGGAAUGGACCCUGACGUGGCGCCGCUCAAGAACAUCAACGUCAGCCAACUGGUGGAGAUUUUGCAGCUCGACGAACCCCCAGAAUGUGGCCCAGAUGUCGGUGCAUCAUGUGAAGUGGGCCUGUUGGUUGACAUUGACAUGAUCGUGAAUGAGAAUGAGAUCAAGCAGUGGAAGGCUCAGGCCCAGACCAUGCAGCAGGAGAGGGAGGAGCUCACAUCUCAGCUGGAGAAGAAAGAGAGGGAGUGCGAGGCCAAGAUACAGGAGAAGGAGGAGAUGAUGAGCACCCUGAACAAGAUGAAGGACAAGCUGGCAUCAGUGCAGGAGGAGCUCGCCCAGGAGAGGGCAAAGGUCACUGAGCUCUCAGGGAAACUCAAUGAGCUGCGGGCAACAGCAGAGAAGGAGAGGGGUGAGAAGGAACGCCUGAUCGGCCUUGUACAUGGCGGAAGUGUACCAGACGAUACCAAAGCUACAGUGGGGGUAGCACCCCCACCCCCUCCGCCACCCAUGGGGGGUCCGCCACCCCCUCCUCCCCCACCAGGGGGGAUCGGACCACCCCCUCCCCCACCCCCUCCUGGCAUGGGACCCCCUCCACCUCCAGGUGCCCCACCCCCACCAGGUGCUCCCCCACUCCCAGGGGCAGCCGUGCCUCGACGCAAGCCUGCGCCCAAACCUUCACAAGCCCUCAAAUCCUUCAACUGGGUCAAGCUGCCAGAAAUGAAAGUGGUGGGAACAGUUUGGACAGAGCUGGAUGACUCUCAGGUUCACAAAGUGAUGGACUUGCAAGAGUUUGACAAGACCUUCUCUGCCUACCAGAAGCCACAGCAGAGAGGCGGUGUGGCGGAGGACAUUCGGAGACAUGGAAUGAAAGAGGAGGAUGUGGAAGACCUGACAAUCAAGACGCGGGUGAAGGAGCUGUCGGUGAUCGAGGGUCGGCGCGCCCAGAACUGCACCAUCCUGCUCUCCAAGCUCAAGAUGUCCAACGAGGAGAUCGCCAAGGCUGUGCUGUCGGUGGACAAGGCUGAUGAGCUGCCCAAGGACAUGGUCGAGCAGCUUCUGAAGUUCGUCCCCACCAAGGAGGAGACAGACCUGUUGGAGGAGCACAAACACGAGAUCGACCAGAUGGCGCGGGCUGACAGCUUCCUGUACGAGAUGAGCAAGAUUGUACAUUAUGAACAGAGACUGAAGGCCUUAUUCUUCAAGAAGAAAUUCCAGGAGAGAGUGGGAGAAGUCAAGCCAAGAAUAGAAGCUUUACUUGUAGCAUCUAAGGAAGUUGUCAGAAGUAAGCGCCUGAAGCGGGUUCUGGAGGUGGUGCUAGCGUUCGGGAACUACAUGAACCGGGGCCAGAGGGGAAACGCCUCAGGCUUCAGACUCUCCAGCCUCAACAAGAUCGUGGACACCAAGUCCAGCAUCGACAGAAACAUCACCCUGCUGCACUACAUGCUGGAGGUCAUCGAGAGGAAGUUUCCUGACGUCCUCAAACUGGAGAACGACAUCAGCAACUGCAAGGAGGCCUGCAAAGUCAGUAUCCCUGACCUGGAGCAGGACAUGUCAGUGUUACGUGCGGGGCUGAAGGAGUUGGAAAAGGAGAUCGGGGUGCAGCGGCGCAGGGUCAGCAGGAGGGACAAACUCGAGCUGGAGUUCCACAGGAACCGCGUGACGGACCGCGGAGACAAGUUCGUCUCCGUCAUGGGCGACUUCAUCACCGUGGCAACCUUCACCUUCAACGAGCUGGAGGACACGUACAAGGAGGCCAAGGCCAAGUAUGACCGCGCCGUGAAGCACUUCGGCGAGGAGCAGGGCAAGAUGCAGCCUGACGAGUUCUUCCGCAUCUUCAACUCCUUCCUGACGUCUUACGGGGAGGCUCGGGAGGACAACGAGAACCUGCGGAGGAAACGGCUGGAGGAGGAGAGGAGAGCCAAGAGGGAACAGGAGCUCAAGGAGCAGAAGGAGAAGGAGAAGCAGCGGAAGCUGAAAGAGCAGGGCGGGAAGAAGGGGAAAGGAAAGGACGGGAACAAGGACGGGCGUGACACGGGAGAGUUCGACGAACUCAUCGUGGCCUUACGCUCCGGGGACGUCUUUGACAAGGAGGUUGCGAAGCUGAAGCGCAACCGGCGCCGUCCGGGCGGAAGCCAGCAGAACGGGAACGGGAAGGAUGACUCGAAACGCGACUUCAGCAGGGAGCGCGUGUCCAGCAAACCAGCCAUAUCCAAAUACACUGCAAUGUAGGGGUGGGGUCGACGACCCCGCGGUCAGCGACCCCCUCACAAGAGACUGCCUUGCCCCAUGAGUCUUUGUCUCCAAGCCUUCUGUCCAUCCAGUGAAAAUCUUAGAGAAAAAAAAGAGAGAGAAUACUCGACAGGGAGACGGGACAAUAUUGUUGGCAAGCUUGCUGAGGAAUGAACUGGUGAUUUUUUUCAAUGUUGGAAAAAAAGAAAUAUAUUGCAAUUUUUGAAUUGCACAUUUUGUACAUGUAUAUUAAAUGUUGGGAAACAAAUGUGAAAACUAACUAAUGGCUCUACUUCCUACAUGUGAUGUGUGGGACAUGUCUGCAGUAUACAUUCUACGGUAAUUUAUUGUGCAUUUCACCAAUAAUGGUAAAAUUUGCUUUAUUCGGUUUCGAUGUUGUCUUUGCUGUUAGUUUUGCUUGUUGUUGUGCUGAUAUUUUACUUUCUGCAAAGUAUAACAGGUGGAAAUUUUAGCUUUGUAGUUUGUGUCUCUGUGUGAAAAAUGCAGAAUGAUAGAUUUAAAUGAAGGACAUAGCAGUUCUUUGUGAAUAGCCUCAAAAUGCAGGAUGGUUUAUUGAGAGUUUUGCGGCUACAGAAACCAGUGAAAGGCACUUGUUAACCUCAAGCUCGUUGAUAUUUACUACAAAUUUGCUUGAGUUCAUGUUAUUGCUGUCAUCAAGCCACAGUGCUUACAUACACGGCAGAAGAAUUCAGAAUGCGUUUUUGCCUUAUGAUGGCGAAUGAUAAUUAUAAUGAUAAUGUUAUGAAUUGUUGAAGUCCAAGACUUCCAUGUAAGAUUGAGUUGCCCGUGUACAUAAAUAGGAAAAAUGGAAACUCUAACGAUGUUGUUUUGAAUGUUUUCCUUCCCGAACAGCCUUCGAUGCUUCAGACCCAGAGAUAUAUUCUCUCUCAGGUGUUACAGCCAGACAUUGCUCACAUUGUACUAACUGCACGUCAUCCUGUGAUGAGUAGCAUGGGUGUGCACAGUCAAAACUGCCCAAGAGAGCCUCUUUGAAAGACCCUUUAGGUGCAGCCAGCAUUUUUUUAGAGGGGGCGUGGUGCUGAUGUGUGAUUUUCAACAUGUAAAAUGCCCCUGGUAUUUGAGAACCUGGCCCUUGAAAAUUGCAAACCAGCGUUCUGGCCCCAGAAAAUAGAUGCCGGCCACACCCAGAAGGUCUGUGAAGGAGGCUACCAAGAAGACCACAAAUGGGACCGAUAAAAUCUGAUCUAUGUGGACAAGUGGUCAAUAUGGGCAGGAUUUUUCAAUGCUUGUGUCAAUGAGAAAAAUGAUCUAAGGGACCCCCCAAAAAAGUGUCCAUAUUUGCCAUUGGUCCUUACAUUUAUAUGUAGAGGUGGUCACUUGUACAGGUUUAACUGUAGUGUCAGUGCAAUGCUCCACCAAACACAGCACAAACUGCAGUUAUAUCUGCAUUAAAACGUUUUCUGCACACUUGAGUUGCACAAAAACAUAUCUGGAUCCAUCCCAUUGAAACACAUUGAUAUUAGGUCUGAGAUACUAGUGAGGGGUUGGCUACAAAAUUCCAUUUUAUGCUGUUAUAAUUUUCACUUCAUGUUGAUCACUUGGGGAACAGAUUUUUGUGCUGUUUUUAUGGUGCCUUCAACCCCCAGAUGUAGAAGCAAUUCCCAUAUUGACUUUGCCGUCACACACAAUCUGACAUAAAAAUGUAGUCACAUGUUCUCAGGCCUGUGGUAGAGCAUUGCUGGAUGUGUCCAUUGUGUGAUCGGUCAUCACUGUAAACACUCAGCCAUAUUGGCUCUCUACACAAUCUAAAA
Messenger RNA from Branchiostoma floridae (Florida lancelet), 5600 nucleotides. Its product is annotated as disheveled-associated activator of morphogenesis 2-like. Gene Ontology annotation, molecular function: actin binding; small GTPase binding. Gene Ontology annotation, biological process: actin cytoskeleton organization. The coding region runs from base 283 to 3807 and encodes 1174 amino acids. The record is from RefSeq and is a predicted model, not a curated record. NCBI's taxonomy places the organism in Eukaryota, Metazoa, Chordata, Leptocardii, Amphioxiformes, Branchiostomatidae. The transcript is spliced from 32 exons.